This is a messenger RNA of Cydia strobilella, 2035 nucleotides long. RefSeq lists its product as uncharacterized. Lineage: Eukaryota; Metazoa; Arthropoda; Insecta; Lepidoptera; Tortricidae. The coding region runs from base 82 to 1191 and encodes 369 amino acids. The transcript is spliced from 7 exons. The record is from RefSeq and is a predicted model, not a curated record.
CCGCGCGUUUAUUUCGAAGCGGCCACGCCGUCUACCGGCACGCUGACGUCACCGGAGGCUGCGCGCGGUAUAAUAUACGAGAUGCGCACAGGUGAAUCCUCAAUCCUUUCUGUGACUCGCGUGAGACGUGAACCGACCAUGCUACGAUUUGUGACACUUAGUGCGGUUGCGGUGGCGCUGUCAUUCGCAGCUCCCAACCCAAACUACAACGUGUUUGAGAUCGACAUCUCGCCCGAAGAGGCGGCGAAGUUCCUGAAAAGCCCGCCGUUCACAACGCCCCAGCUUUCUGGACGCACCGGCGUUCUUCCUCUGGUGAGAUCGAACGAUCCGAGAUUCCGCACGGCGGAGGCUGGCCCUACUCUCGGCCACUACUGGAAAAAUGGCCGUGAGAUUGAGAAUACCGAUGACUAUGUUGAAGAGGUGUACGAUGCGUCUCAAUAUCACGGACAAGACGGUCUCGGCGGCUACGCCUAUGGCUACCAGACCCCUGAGUCUUCUAAAGUGGAGAACCGCGACAGGUCCGGUGACGUCACUGGUGCCUACACCUACAAGGAUGGCAACAAUGAACUCAUCAAGGUCCGCUACUGGGCUGACAACCAAGGCUUCCACCAAGAAGAUAACUUGCCGAAGGUACAGCUGAAUCCUGUGCAGGAGGCCCCUGAUGUCCGCCAGGCUCGUCUGGCUCACGAGAGGGCCUGGCAGCAGGCCGCCGCUGCUGCCGCCCAGAACCCUGAUCCUCAGGGCGCCUACAACAACAACUACGACUACGACUACAACCAAGCUGCAUCCGAGCAGCAACAAAACGUAGUCGCCCCCCCCGCAGACGGCCCCGCCCGCGAAGGCAAGGCUUUCGGGCCGAACAGUUUCCAGACCAACCAGGACAGGCAGCACCAACAAUACCAACAGCAGCCGCAGAAAUAUGACCAGCAGCAACAGUAUGGGCAGCAGCAACAAUAUCAACAGCAGCCGCAGAAAUAUGGCCAGCAGCAACAGUAUGGGCAGCAGCAGCAGUAUGGUCAACAGCGAUAUGAGCCUGAGCCUACUGGCCCGCCACGUGGUUUCUUCUACAGUUUCAACUACCCAGUGUCCGUCAUUGUGCCUAAGAGCGGCCAGCAGCCCGGCGCCUUCAACUCUGGACAGCCGUUGGACCAUGAUACCUUUGGCGUCAGUUCCCAUUCCUACCAGGGCUAAACUUUAGCUUAGUCUGUACCCUUUACCCGCUGCUAUUAAAGGAUGGGUCCGAAAAACGGUCCCUGAGGUAAAGUGUUUUCUAGCAGUGGAUAAAGGUGAUAUAUAUGUUUUUAAGUAAUUAAUACAGGAAAUUAUACGUAUUAUUUUCAAUGCAAAAUCGUACAUUGAGAAGUUACAUUUCAAUAAAUAUAUAAUACGUAAGUAAUGUCUAUAAUUAGUCUGUGAUACUUGAAUAUUUUGUCACAUGAACAAGUUCUGUCUGUUUAAGCUGUCUUUGACAAUGUUUUAAACUCAGUGUUUCACUUAGAAAAUCUAACGAUGCUUUAGCUUUUCUGGUAUUGGAAUGAUUUUGGAUUGAUGUGCCUUACGUGAACGGAUUAUAAUCAGUCGAUUUGUAAACAUGUGCGUUGUCCAGGUGCGUACGAUAUAAAUCGGUUGUCGUUGCCAUUUUACGAUUUAGGUUAAUUUAGAAAUUAGUAUGAUAAUAGUCGGCGUUUGAAAGUGUAACUAUGUGCGAUAUAAUGUUUUAUAUUCAAGUAUGUUUAGAUUUUGUUUGAAAAUAUCUUAUUGACAACUGAAAGCAAGCCUCACUAGACACUCAGUAAAUGUGAGCAAAUCGAAUCUAGGUCCUGCUUAGUGAAGUAUACAAUAAGUCAAAUUAAGGGAAAAGUUUUAUUUUUUAUAAGACCGAACGUUACACUCUUGAACCCGAGCUAGUUUAAGAUUUUAUCUAUUACCAUGUAAUCAGUAAUUUCCAUACAAAAUUAAAACAAAAUGUACGUUGAAAUGUCCAACUAUCAAAUAUAGUACUUACAUUUAUUAAUAAAGUUUUAUUAUGCUAGGA